ACCGACCGUCUAACCCCCCUCUGUGCUCGGGCUGAUAGCGCGCGGGAUCCCGUCGCUGUUGAGAUGUCGGUGGUGGGCUUUGAUGUGGGCUUUCUGAGCUGCUAUGUAGCGGUAGCUCGCGCCGGAGGAAUAGAGACCGCGGCCAACGAAUACAGCGACCGAAGCACACCAGCAUGUGUGUCUUUUGGGCCUCGAAAUCGAUCUAUUGGAGCGGCAGCUAAAAGCCAGAUGGUCACCAAUUGCAAAAACACUGUCCAAGGAUUCAAGCGUUUCCAUGGCCGGGCGUUCUCGGAUCCGUUUGUCCAGAACUUGAAGUCCAGUCUCGUUUACGACCUGUCACAGAUGCCUUCGGGAACGACGGGCAUAAAGGUGAUGUACAUGGAGGAGGAGAAGGUGUUCAGCAUUGAACAGAUUACUGCGAUGCUCCUCACCAAACUCAAGGAGACUGCCGAGAGCGCCCUCAAGAAACCCGUCGCUGAUUGUGUCAUCUCUGUGCCCUGCUUCUACACCGAUGCUGAGAGGAGAUCCGUCAUCGAUGCGGCUCAGAUCGCAGGACUCAACUGUCUGAGGCUCAUGAAUGAAACCACCGCAGUGGCUCUGGCUUACGGGAUCUACAAGCAGGAUCUUCCCACUCCUGAAGAAAAGCCAAGGACAGUGGUGUUUGUGGAUAUUGGCCAUUCAGGCUACCAGGUCUCUGUGUGUGCCUUUAAUAAAGGCAAGCUUAAGAUUCUUGCUACAGCCUUUGACCCUGAAAUGGGAGGGAAAGACUUUGAUGAGCGGCUGGUCAAACAUUUUUGUGAGGAGUUUGCCGUGAAGUACAAGCUGGAUGUGAAGUCCAAGCCCAGAGCUUUGGUCCGACUCUACCAGGAAUGUGAGAAGCUCAAGAAGCUGAUGAGCGCCAACUCCUCUGACCUGCCGCUGAACAUCGAGUGCUUCAUGAAUGAUAUCGAUGUCUCCGGCAAACUCAACAGGGCUCAGUUUGAAGAGAUGUGUGCUGAUGUUUUAGCCCGAGUGGAGCCUCCGCUGCGCAGUCUAUUGGAGCAAGCUCAUCUGAAGAAAGAUGACAUCCAUGCUGUAGAAAUAGUGGGCGGAUCCUCUAGAAUGCCAGCCAUCAAAGAAAGAAUCAACAAGUUCUUUGGGAAGGAGCCCAGCACGACGCUGAAUGCAGAUGAGGCUGUGGCCAGAGGAUGUGCCCUUCAGUGCGCUAUCCUCUCCCCUGCUUUUAAAGUGCGUGAGUUCUCCACAACAGACGUGGUUCCGUUUCCCAUCUCUCUGAAGUGGAAUUCUGCAGCUGAAGAUGGAGUCAGCGACUGUGAGGUCUUCCCAAAGAACCAUUUAUUUUGGAUGCUUAAACCAGCCAAGAUACCAACAUCAGCAGAGGAAGGCAAACAGGAGAAGAAAUCAGAUCAGCCUCCACAAGCCAAGAAGGCCAAAGUGAAAACAAAGGUCCUGGAGCUGCCCAUCGAGAACAACCCACAGUGGCAGUUAGCCAAUGACAUGCUCAACCUCUUUGUGGAGAGCGAGGGUAAGAUGAUCGUGCAGGACAAGCUUGAGAAGGAGCGGAACGAUGCCAAGAACUAUGUGGAGGAGUAUGUGUACGAGAUGAGGGACAAACUGCACGGGAUAUUCGAGAAGUUCGUCAACGACAGCGACAGAGAUGUUCUCUCAUUAAAACUGGAGGACACCGAGGUCUGGCUGUAUGAGGACGGUGAAGACCAGCCUAAACAAGUAUACAUUGAUAAACUGGUUGAUCUGAAGAGUCUUGGCCAACCCAUUCAAGACAGAUACACAGAGUUUGAGGAGAGACCCAAAGCGUUUGAUGAGUUGGGCAGACAGCUGCAGCAAUACAUGAAGAUUGUAGAGGCCUACAAAACCAAGGAAGAGCAGUAUGACCAUCUGGAGGAGGCUGAGGUUCAGAAGGUGGACAGGAUGGUGAACGAUGUCAUGAUCUGGAUGAACAGCAAAAUGAACCAGCAAAGUAAACAGAGUCUCGCCGUGGAGCCUGUGGUGAAAACGACAGAGAUACAGGCCAAAACACGGGUCAGUCGCAGUUUGUUCAUCAUUCAGCAGCAUGGUACAGAUCAAAGUACCGUGGUAGGGCUGGGAGGUAUGACGGUAUAUAUCGUAACCACGGUAGAAAGUGUCUCUCGUUAAAGAUUUUGCUGUAUCGUUUAUUUCGUGGUAUGCAAGUAUAUCCACGUAGCACAGUACUACUUAAAUGUUACAUACACCUGACCUAAGAGUGGUAAAGAAUCAUGCAUGAAUGAGAAAAUAAAGAGUGGGAUGUGCAUGAUGUUAAAUAGUUACUAAACGCAAUAAGCAGUGAACAUCUCAAUGCACGGCACGCGAUAGCAAAUGCAUGUGCAUGAUGUUUAAUGAAGUUAUGAAGAGCAAUAAGCAGUGAAAAAGAACUCAAUGCAGUUCUCGCUCGCUGACAUACAGCCGAAGCACGCGCACAGAACGCACCUCUCUAAGUGCGCGAUUGCGAAUUCAGUUCCCUUUCGCAUCUUAUUGCGCUUGAAUGGUCAAAUACACAUAAUUAUGUCAAAAUGCCCGUCGUGUGGAGUAUUCACAUAAACCCAGUCGGUUAUGGC
Sinocyclocheilus grahami is the source of this 2594-nucleotide messenger RNA. Its product is annotated as heat shock 70 kDa protein 4-like. Gene Ontology annotation, biological process: protein folding. Gene Ontology annotation, cellular component: cytosol; nucleus. Gene Ontology annotation, molecular function: ATP-dependent protein folding chaperone; ATP binding. The coding region runs from base 64 to 2154 and encodes 696 amino acids. The record is from RefSeq and is a predicted model, not a curated record. The transcript has 17 exons. Lineage: Eukaryota; Metazoa; Chordata; Actinopteri; Cypriniformes; Cyprinidae.